Oncorhynchus gorbuscha (pink salmon) is the source of this 4107-nucleotide messenger RNA. RefSeq lists its product as uncharacterized. The transcript has 6 exons. The record is from RefSeq and is a predicted model, not a curated record. NCBI's taxonomy places the organism in Eukaryota, Metazoa, Chordata, Actinopteri, Salmoniformes, Salmonidae. Bases 953 to 3970 code for a protein of 1005 amino acids.
UAAAGAUUUAAUGCAUCCCAAAAGGAACCCUAUACUGAAUAGUACACUACUGUUGAACAGGGUCCAUAGGGUUCUGGUCAAAAGUAGUGCCAUUUAGGAUGCUGGUAUGUGAGCAACAGGACUUUUUGAAGGGACAUAUUACAUUUGCGUUAUUAAACCGACCUGUCCUUUGGCCUCUAGAAAGUAUUUUAGAAAGUAAAUGAUUAAUUAAUGUAUUCUUUCUUGUGAUAUAUAACUUCUUCAAAAAAUGAAACCUCUCAAUCAUUGUAUGUGAUUGAAUGUUCAUAUCCCCGUUUUUGUCUCUUUUUGAAAAUAAUUUUAACUGGAAAUAUGUGCAAUACAUUUGCUAUGUUCACCAAAUCAGCAACAAGAGAUUCACAGGUUCACAGGUUUUUCGUGUCAUUAUCAUUCUUUUAAACGGAUGAAACUAGCAUGUACAUAUGAAAUGGUGACUGAAUUCGAAACUCCCAUGAAUUCUUUCAGUAUCUGAAGUUUGCUGUAUAUUUUAUGAGUAAUACAUGUUAUUUAAUGAUGAACUCUGGGUUAUCGGUGUGGGUAAUGUAUUUUAUUUUAUUUUGCAUUGCGUCCACAACAUUUGAUUUUUAAGGGCAAUAGUAGCCUACAUUUGUGUACAACUCGCAGGAUUUCCAUGCGUGAGCUUUCAACUGCACAGGGCGUUGCAUCAGCACGAGAUUGGAAGUGCGUCAAAUCUGUACAGCAUUGUUACGUCAUCACUGAUAAACGUUGAAACUGAUGAGAAACGGCGGGAGCAGUUCAGUCUGAUUCUCGCUAGUCCUGGAGGAGCGUUCAUUUUGGCAAGGAAAUGUGCUGAUUUUGCAAGGACGUGGAGAAGAAAGAGUUCAAGGAGGCCAAAGGAGAGAGUGAGUUGAAUCAGGUUGAUCUGAAGAUAUCCACAUCAACUCUGACACUGGAGGUCGAAGGAGAGAGUGUGAUGCAGGAGAGUGAUGAUGUAGAAACAGCCGGGCCAUCUCAAUCCCAGGAGACUGAACGAGUGGCAAAGGCUGCAGUGGUGACCUUCACUACCAUGACCCGCAAGGCUGCAGCCUCCCAGACCAGCCUCACCCUCAGCAGGGGAAAGAGAAGCUACCCAGACCUACACACCUUUGUGCAGGACAUGAAGGAUGGCCAUUGGAAUCUGCUGAGUGAGAAUAUGCGUGCCGGGAUGAGCAGAGAUGAGUUUAGUGCUAGGUGCAUGGAUAUUACAAAUUGGGUGAUGGAGUCUACAUCCACUGUGGUCGUUCCUGCCCUUGACCUCACCAUGCAGAUCAGGCACUCUGAUUCGUCAAGCUCUUCUGGAUCAGGAAGUAAUGAGGCUAGAGAAGUGAUCUCUCUUGGCCGCAGCGUCAGAUUCAGCUUUCGUGGUGGACCCAGUAGACGCACCAGUUCAAGAACUACUUGCAGCACACAAACUCCCACGCCUUUCCCCUCCACUCACAGUUCCAUGACCUCUUUGCUGAGUGAUGACGAAGAGCGAUAUGUCUCCUCACCUGAGGGUGGUGAUAGAGAGAUGAGACACAGACCCCACUCGGCACCACUGAGUUCUGUGUUUGGAAUCUCUGAGGAUUCUGUCUUCAACAUGGUCCAGAGAGGCCAGUCGCAGAGUCACAUCGUACUGUCGUCCAGUUGGAGUAGACGGGAGAAAUACAGACCUGUCAAAAUACCAACGGACACCAGGUUUAUGAUGGGUAUUGUAGAGUUGGUAAUGAACCUUCUCAACUCCAGAUUGGCUGAGCUAAUGCGAAGUUUCAGUCAGGGAACUCUAGGUCCGCUGUCUGGUAGUAUCUCAGCAAGUCAGCAGUUUGCCCAAGAAAUGCUAAGCAUGGUGUCUACUAAGAUGUAUUCCCAUGCCAUAGAGCAUAUUGCGCACAGCCACAAGUCUCCCCUUGAGUUAGAGAGGGAGCUUGAGGCCAUAUUGGGUCCCCUGGCUGGACAGGUUAUAGUCAUCAUCAUAGAUAGCAUCUUUAAGGCUAAAGCCAACGGAGGAAACAAGGGACGAGCGACCAGCCCCUUGACCUAUUUUCUCACUGCCAUUUCGGCAGAAAUACAAAGCCUAGUUGUUCAGAGAUCGGCGAGCAGACCGUCCACCAGACUGUCCAACAACGACCCACUGCUGAACAUUUCCAAGUCAAAGGUCUUAAGAUCAGUUCUGCUCAAAAUGGCAGAACUCUUUGGCCAAGGUCCAAAUGAAACCUGUCUAGUUCCACUAGUCCAGAGUCAGUCCGACAACUCUGUUUGCGACUGGACUCUGAAUUCAGGCACCGUUCAUCCAAGUCAAUUUCUGUCCCAUAACAGAAUGACAGAAGUGUCAUCUGAUGUUGUGGAUCUUGUACUUGAGGUUUUGGGGAUAACAGGAUUUUUGGAUAGCAUGAACCCGUCAAAGCCACAGAGUGCCUGCUCCUACAACUCAGCUAGUGGAGCAAUAGAUAUGAGAGCUCUUGCUGGGGACUUGGUCAGACAGGUGUCUGUCAAACUCAGACCCUUUGUCUCUGAGAGUCAACUCUCCACCAUGUCCAUGACAGAUCUGUCAUCAUCUAUUUCUGACUCCAGCUUGAAGCAGUUGUGUUGUAGCUCUGCUGUUGCUGCAGCAACUGUCUGUCAAGCAAUCAAAAUGGAGCUUGAGAACCAGAUACCUACAAACCUGUCAGCCAGAGACCUACUAUCGUCUCUGGUAGAGAGCAUUGAGGACAUGGAUAUUUCUGACAUCCUCCAGGGCCCGUCGGCCAUUUUGGAGGAGGCUGCUAUGAUUAAACACCCAGAGAUGUCCACCUCCACAAUAUACAGGUCUCUGCUUCUCGACUCAUCUCUCGCCUCCUCUAACAUGGUCACUGAGAGCAUUAUCUUCAACAGCCCACGCCCAUCAGAGGAGAAUGUGAAUAUUCAGAAUGUGCUCCCUGUUGAUAAAGUUGACAUCCUCCAUGGUCAACCAGUGGAGGGGUAUAUCGUCAAAGCUGAGCAAUGCAUCACUCAGGUCAUUCAGGAUGCAGCUGUGACAUAUACUGGGGUGCUGGAUAAAACCGACACUUGUGGGAAACCGUUGGAAGUUCUGUCUGUCUGCGUUUCCGCAGAGAAUAUUGAGGAUGCAUCCUCUGAUCUAUUUGGUGGAAUUAUUUCCGACCUGCAUGAGGUAUCUGAGGUCUAUAAGACCUCCAUGCGUACGAAAUCAGGUCGCAAAAUGUUCUGGAUGGAAGUGAGUUCAGGUUCCCAGAAGAUUUAUACCAAAACCCUGGACAAACUGAGGAAGCUUUUCACCUCUCACCUUCUCACUGAGGGAAAAAAUACUCCUGUGCAAAUUGAGUUCUAUGACACUGGACUACUUGUAACUGAGACCACUGUGGAGGUAUCUCCUGUACAGAAGACAGACAGUAAUACCUCUUCAAUGUCCUCAGCCCACCAGCUCACCCUCGACACCUGCACUAAAGGGGUCAUCAAACAGGUGAUCUCGGUGCUGAGGGUGGAGACUUCAAAGGAAGUCAAAUGCGAGAGCAUGUCAAAUGCAUCCUUCGACUUCAACCAGAAGUUGGACUCUAUAAUUUCGAAUUUGGAGAGCCUCACCAUUUCGAGUGAUGUGACGUCAGCCAAGAUUGCCACGCUCACGCGAUCUCGUAGUGUAGCCAGCAGAAACUCUAACAUUUCCAUCCAGAGCUUUCACAGUGCUGAGUUCCGAGCUACGGCCAAACAGAUUGUGCGUGAAGCCAUUCUCAGAGCUGCUAGCGAAGCCAACUGUUCUUUGCCACAGAGCAUGCCUAGCAGCAUCUUCUCACACCAUGUGGUUUCUACAACUGAAGAUAUAGUGAAUAUGAUCAUGCAAGACCUUGAAAGUCUAUCCCAGUACACAGUGGAGGACGCAGACUCCUUCCCACUAGGGAGAAAAGGCUGCAGUCCCAGCUCAAUCCCAGAGUUGUCUUUGACACCUUAUUGGAUGCUGCUCAAACCAUGUACCACAGAGUAAAGGAUAGACUGAAUGUCUUUUUGUCUUUUCCAACCGUGUCAGUCACCACAGCCAAAGAUGUGCUGGACUCCACCCCUGUGGAGACACUCAGAUGCUCAAAGUCCCCUGACACUGCUCUUGUUAAGGACAGGAGCCGC